AUGGCGGCAGAGGCAGCCGGUGGCAAGUACCGGGGCACAGUCAGCAAAAGCAAAGACCCCUCGGGGCUGCUCAUCUCUGUGAUCAGAACCCUGUCUACCAGUGAUGAUGUUGAAGACAGAGAAAAUGAGAAGGGUCGCCUUGAAGAAGCCUAUGAGAAAUGUGAUCGUGACCUGGAUGAAUUGAUUGUGCAGCACUAUACAGAACUGACGACAGCCAUCCGCACGUACCAGAGCAUCACAGAGCGCAUCACCAACUCCCGAAAUAAAAUAAAGCAGGUCAAAGAAAAUCUGCUUUCAUGCAAGAUGCUGCUGCAUUGCAAACGAGAUGAGCUCCGGAAACUGUGGAUCGAAGGAAUUGAACAUAAGCAUGUCUUGAACCUGCUGGAUGAAAUUGAGAAUAUCAAGCAAGUGCCUCAAAAGCUGGAACAGUGCAUGGCCAGCAAGCACUAUCUCAGUGCCACCGACAUGCUGGUGUCAGCAGUGCAGUCUUUGGAGGGCCCCCUGCUCCAAGUGGAAGGACUGAGUGACCUCAGGCUGGAGCUUCACAGCAAGAAGAUGAAUCUCCACUUGGUUCUCAUAGAUGAGCUGCAUCGGCACCUGUACAUCAAAUCCACCAGCCGAGUUGUGCAGCGUAACAAGGAAAAAGGGAGAAUGAGCGCCCUUGUGAAAGAUGCUUCUAUUCCUCUGAUUGAUGUUACAAACCUUCCUACACCUCGAAAAUUUCUUGAUACGUCUCAGUAUUCGACACCUGGAAGCUCCAGUGUGAGAGAGAUAAACCUACAGGACAUCAAGGAGGACUUGGACUUGGAUCCAGAGGAAAACAGCACCCUUUUUAUGGGCAUCCUCAUCAAGGGGCUUGCCAAACUGAAGAAGAUCCCGGAAACCGUUAAGGCCAUCAAGGAGCGCUUGGAGCAGGAGCUCCAACAGAUUGUGAAGAGGUCUACCACCCAGGUGGCGGACAGCAGCUAUCAGAGAGGAGAGAACCUCACUGCGGACAACCAGCCAAGGUUACUUUUGGAGCUGCUGGAGUUGCUGUUUGACAAGUUCAAUGCUAUAGCCACUGCGCACUCUGUGGUCUUGGGAUACCUGCAGGACACCGUCGUGGCCCCACUGCCUCAGCAGGAAGAUGUCAAACUGUACGACAUGGCAGACGUGUGGGUGAAGAUCCAGGAUGUCCUCCAGAUGCUGUUGACUGAGUACUUGGACAUGAAAAAUACUCGUACGGCCUCUGAACCAUCAGCUCAAUUGAGUUACGCCAGCACUGGACGAGAGUUCGCAGCCUUUUUUGCCAAGAAGAAACCUCAAAGGCCGAAAAAUUCUCUUUUUAAGUUUGAAUCGUCCUCCCAUGCCAUUAGCAUGAGUGCUUACCUGCGAGAGCAGAGACGGGAGCUCUACAGUCGGAGCGGAGAACUCCAAGGGGGUCCUGAUGACAAUUUAAUAGAAGGUGGAGGAACAAAAUUUGUCUGCAAACCUGGAGCCAGAAAUAUUACCGUCAUAUUCCAUCCGCUGCUAAGGUUUAUUCAGGAAAUUGAGCAUGCCUUGGGACUUGGGCCAGCCAAACAGUGUCCUCUUCGAGACUUUCUCACUGUGUACAUCAAAAACAUCUUUCUCAACCAAGUCUUGGCUGAGAUCAACAAGGAGAUUGAAGGAGUCACGAAAACAUCUGACCCCUUGAAGAUCCUGGCCAACGCGGACACCAUGAAGGUGCUGGGGGUGCAGCGCCCUCUGCUGCAGAGCACAAUCAUUGUGGAGAAGACGGUGCAAGACCUCCUGAAUCUGAUGCAUGACUUGAGCGCGUACUCAGAUCAGUUCCUCAACAUGGUGUGUGUGAAACUGCAGGAGUACAAGGACACCUGCACAGCGGCCUACAGGGGCAUCGUCCAGUCGGAAGAAAAACUUGUCAUCAGUGCAUCUUGGGCCAAAGAUGAUGACAUCAGCAGACUCCUGAAAUCGCUACCAAACUGGAUGAACAUGGCUCAGCCCAAACAGCUGAGGCCAAAGAGAGAAGAUGAAGAAGAUUUCAUAAGGGCAGCCUUUGGCAAGGAGUCGGAAGUUCUUAUUGGGAACCUGGGUGAUAAAUUAAUCCCUCCACAAGACAUCCUGCGUGACGUGAGUGACCUCAAAGCCUUGGCCAACAUGCACGAGAGCCUGGAAUGGUUAGCAGGCCGAACAAAGUCAGCCUUCUCCAAUCUUUCCACAUCCCAGAUGCUUUCUCCUGCUCAAGAUGGUCAUACGAACAUGGAUCCGCCCCCGGUGUCGGAGCAGAUCAUGCAGACCCUGAGUGAGCUAGCCAGAUCUUUCCAGGACAUGGCCGACCGCUGCCUGCUGGUGCUGCAUCUGGAAGUCAGGGUUCACUGUUUCCAUUAUCUCAUCCCUCUUGCAAAGGAGGGGAACUAUGCCAUCGUUGCCAACGUGGAAAGUAUGGAUUAUGACCCUCUGGUAGUCAAGCUCAACAAAGACAUCAGUGCCAUCGAAGAGGCCAUGGGUGCGAGUCUGCAGCAGCAUAAGUUCCAGUACAUCUUUGAAGGCCUAGGACACCUGAUCUCCUGCAUCCUCAUUAAUGGUGCCCAAUACUUCCGGCGCAUCAGUGAGUCUGGCAUCAAGAAAAUGUGCAGGAACAUUUUUGUUCUUCAGCAGAAUUUGACCAACAUCACCAUGUCACGGGAGGCAGACCUGGACUUCGCAAGGCAGUACUACGAGAUGCUAUACAACAUGGCUGAUGAGCUCCUGAACCUGGUGGUGGACCAGGGCGUGAAGUACACGGAGCUGGAGUACAUCCAUGCCCUGACCUUGCUGCACCGCAGCCAGACAGGCGUUGGAGACCAGACCACCCAGAACACGAGGCUGCAGCGGCUCAAGGAGAUCAUCUGCGAGCAGGCCGCCAUCAAGCAGGCCACCAAGGAUAAGAAGAUAACCACGGUGUAG
Pipistrellus nathusii (Nathusius's pipistrelle) is the source of this 2925-nucleotide messenger RNA. NCBI's taxonomy places the organism in Eukaryota, Metazoa, Chordata, Mammalia, Chiroptera, Vespertilionidae. The record is from the annotation of a GenBank genome assembly.